This is a messenger RNA of Hordeum vulgare subsp. vulgare (domesticated barley), 1770 nucleotides long. Its product is annotated as suppressor protein SRP40. Gene Ontology annotation, molecular function: protein binding. Lineage: Eukaryota; Viridiplantae; Streptophyta; Magnoliopsida; Poales; Poaceae. The record is from RefSeq and is a predicted model, not a curated record. The transcript has 7 exons. The coding region runs from base 16 to 1491 and encodes 491 amino acids.
CGUUCCCCCUCUCUGAUGCUCUUCGUCCCGCGCCAAGUCUCCCUCGCCUCCCUCCCAUCCACCGCUGCCGCCGCCGCCGCCGCCAUGGCCAAGGAGGAGGUCAAGAAGGAGAAGAAGAGCAAGAGCAAGGGCGCCGCCGCCAAGGCCUCCCCCGCCCCCGACGCGCGGGUCCUGGCCGCCGUCGCCGCCUUCCUCGAGUCCAGCGGCCUCCCCCUCACGCUCGCCGCCCUCCGGUCCGAGGCCAGCCUCGAGGGAGACGCGUGGAGGUCGUCGCCGGUGAGCCUGGCGGACGCGGUCUCCAAGUUGCUGGAAUCAAGCGCUUCUGCUCCAGGAGCCGACAUUACCGCGAGCGAUGGGCAAGUGAAAGCGGAUGAUGCCGUAGCGGAAGAGAAAGGCGCGGGCAAGAAAAAGAAGAACAAGAAAGGCGGUCUCGAAGCUCACGAGACCGAGAGUAAGGCAAUUGAGCCCUCUGCCCCUGAAAAGCCCAGCGAGAAGGCGGAUGAUGAGACCAAGGAAAAGAAACGGAAGAAGAAGAAGGAUAGCUCAUCAGCCGGGGAUGAUGCCGAGGCAAAUGCAGUAGUGAAGACUGAUGGCAAGAAGAAGAAAAGCAAGAAACAGGAAAAUGAUGAGGAUGUUGAAGCCAGGCUGGAAAAGGUGGAAUUAGCAGUAAAAGCCAAGUUUGAGGCGGCAGGGAAACUCAAGGUUGAUGACAAGAAAUCUGGAGAGGAUGAACGUAAGAGUCAGAGUGACGAGGCUAACAAGAAUGUCUUGGGUGAUGGUGCUCCUCUGGAUAAGGGGAAGAAAAAGAAGAAGAGUAAAUCAACUUCAGAGACCUCAGAUAAAGUUGAUGCAGGAACUGCACCUACUGAGGUAGAGGUGAAAUCUAAUGGUGCCAGUGAAAAUGGUGAUGCUGUAGAAGGGAAAGAUGUCAAUGAGAAAAAAAGUAAAAAGAAGAAAAGGAAGUCAGGUUCUGAAGAAAAUGGUCUGGUAGAAGAUAAGCAAGUUGCAGGGAAAGAUUCAGCUCCCAAAUCAGAUGAUGAAAACAAGACUGCGAUGGAUGUUGAGGAAGGAGAGGAUGGAAAGGCUUCAGCUGAUGCUGCAGUUGUUAGCAAGAAGAGGAAACUGGAAGAAGUUGAAGGAAGCAAACCCCCUGCCAAAGAAGAUAUCACUGCCACCGAAGAUGAUGUAAAGGAGCCCAGCACCGCAUCGAAAUCAAAUAAACGGCAGAAACUUUCUGAGCCUAAAAGUGCAUUCCAACGGGUGAAGAGUGAAGAUAUUAAAUUUGCUGAUGAAAGACUACAAGAUAAUUCGUAUUGGGCUAAGGGUGGUGCUGACUCUGGGUACGGUGCGAAGGCACAGGAGAUUCUUGGACAAGUUAGAGGAAGGGAUUUUAGGCACGAGAAGACCAAGAAGAAGCGCGGAACCUACAAGGGUGGGUUCAUUGAUCUACAAACCCACUCGAUUAAGUUUAACAAUUCAGACGACGAGUGAUCGCGUCAUUUGUGCAAGUCUUGUGACAUUUCCCCAUUCUUACCGUCGUUAGUCGGUCAGUCUUGCUGAAAGGAAGAAGUGAAGGCAUGCCUGCUUUGCAGCAAAGAAGCAAAAGCAUUGAAUUGUUGUAUCCUGCCCUUUCUGUUAUGAUGCAUGCUCUGUUAAGUCAUCAGAAUUUUGUAAUGGACUCAAUGAGACGUACCAUUUUUUGGCUAUGCCAAUGCGAAAUGAAAUAUUACUGCGUAGUAAUUAUUGUUGUACUUGCUGCGGAGCCUCUAA